GUUACUCAAGCAUUGCGAUACUACAUACAAACGUAAAUGUAAACCAAACAUAAUCAUACUAGUUGACAAGCCGGUUCAAUAAAUCAAUAAUAACACAAAUUAAUAUCUCUCGACAAGUAAAGAGAAUGUGAGCAUUUUGGAUUUUUUUUAACAUAAUAAUAUUAUUUAAAUUGGAAUUUACAAUAUUUUUUAUCGCUAAACUAUCAUCAUGGGUUCUGACAAGGUUUUAUACAAAUUAGAUCAUCCCCAUGGUACUGGCAGUGUUUUUGUCAGUUGGAAAGCAGGAAACAGUACACAUUUAGCAACUACAGGUUGUGAUGGAGUAGUUUCUAUUUAUGAUAGACAAGGGGAAGUUCAAGAACGAAUACAAAUAAUGGGAAUGUGUGCUGGAUUUGGUUGGGACUCAGAUGGAGAUAUAUUAGCUAUAAUUGCAAAUAAUUCGUCAAUUAUUACUUUAUGGGAUGCAUCUACUGGAAAAAAAUCUCAUAUAGAUGCUGGUGUACGAGAUUCAUUAACAUGCAUGGCAUGGGCUAAAAAUUCUUGCUGUAUUCUUGCUGUAGGAACUCAAAAAGGAAAUCUUAUUCUUUAUGAUCAUUUGAAUUCUAGGCGAAUUCCUGUACUUGGGAAACAUAGAAAAAAAAUCACCUGUGCUGCUUGGUCAACAGAAGGGUAUCUAGCAUUAGCAGCAGAAGACAGAAUAUUAUCCAUCAGUACACUUGAUGGUGAUACAAGAAAAGAAAUUCCUCUUCAAGGAGAUCCACAUGAUUUGCAAUUUGGAGAAAUGAAAUCAGAUAAUCGAGCUAAUGGAGAAAAUACAAUAUCAGUAAUCGUUGGAAAAAUUACACUACUCCUCUAUAAUACUAGAGAUCCAGAUAAUCCAAUUGAACUGGCCUUUCAAAAAAGAUAUGGACCAAUAGUAGCUUACAAGUGGUAUGGAGAUGGUUACAUAAUGCUAGGAUUUGAAGCUGGAUACUUAGUUUCAAUAUCUACACAUAUCAAAGAAGUAGGUCAAGAAUUAAUUCAAAUAAAAAAUCAUCGUGAUUCCUUGAACGGUAUCUCAUUAAGUCUUACAGCGGAAAAAGUAGCAACAUGUGGAGAUAAUACAAUAAAAAUACAUAAUAUAAAUCGUUUAGCAGAAACAGAAAAAGUCAUUACAGUGAGUGGUGAAGCUGGAGUUUCAAGUAUUGAAUGGUCUGCUGAUGGUACCAUGCUUGCUGCUGUUACUCACAGUGGUAACAUAUUGAUAUAUUUAGCACAAAUCCCGAAAUUAAUAAGUGUCUGUGGAAAUCGGAUAGCUUUAUUGACUAGUUUAACAGAAGUUGUUGUACAUCUUUAUACUUUGGAUAAAGAUAAGCCAGAUCCACAGAUAUUUAAUACAAUUAUUGAACCAGCUAUAUUAGCAGUUGGACCAAUGCAUAUGGCAGUUGCUUUGAAUAAUCGAGUUUUAUUUUGGAAUUUAUCUGAAAAUAUUACUGACACAACCAAUCAAUCUAUGAGCUUUGAACGAGAUUAUUUAGCAACUGUAGAUGGUAUUCGUUUGAAUGAAACAUACACUUCUGUAUUAUUUGAUGGAAAAAUUCAAUUACAUUCGAUCAAAAGUGAUCCAACUUUGGUGAACGAAGGAAAAGAUUCAAAAAUAUUUUCUGAUCAAAGUUCUUCUAAUGGUAAAAUAACCUGUCAUGCUCUUACUUCAGAUUUUUUACUAUACGGAACCGAUAUGGGUAGAAUAGUUUAUUUUCAUAUUGAAACAUUUAAUAGUUCAACAGAAUAUUCCCAUAAAAGUGGAAUUAAAAAUAUAUAUCUAGAUGCUAAUGGAACAAUAGCGUGUUUCAUUGAUGAUAAAGACCAAGUUUUUAUUCAUGAUCCUGUGAAUGAAAAAGUCAUGCAAGUACCAGAACCUCCGGAUGAUAUUGAAGGAGUUAUUUGGGAUCAAAACAUAUGCGAGAGAUCAAUAUUUGCUAUUUACAACAAGUUAAAUAUUGUUACAUAUAUUUUUGUUAAAUAUCAUAUUGAUGGAAGUAAGGUAGAAAAAAUAGCAACCACCAAACUUCCAUCUGAAACCGUACCAGCUUUAAUGUACAGUGGAGAAUUAACACUUGGUAUGGCAGGUGGAAAAAUUUUUCAAAUUACUCUAGCAUCUCAUCAAGACAUUGGUAAUAUUGUUGAGAAUAAAAAAAUAAUAGAAAUUCUUGAAAAUCAAAUGAAAUGUCGUAGGUAUCAGAAAUGUUUUGAAACAUGUAUGAUGCUAAAUGACAAAGAUUAUUGGCUUAAAUUAGCGACACAUGCACUUGAGAAUUUAGAUAUUAACACCGCGAUUCGAGCUUAUCGACGAAUUGAAGAUGUUUCGAUGGUUUGGGCUUUAGAAAAGAUCAUUAAUAUUGAAGAAUUAAAUUUACUAUCUGGACAUGUUUGUACAUUAUUAGAAAAGUAUAAUCAAGCAGAAAAAUAUUUUCUUGCAUCGUCCGAACCAAUAGAGGCCUUAUAUUUACGUAGAGAUUUAAUGGAAUGGGAGCAAGCUUUAACUUUAGCUAAAAAAUUACAACCUGAUGAGAUACCAUUUAUUUCCAAAGAAUAUGCGCAACAGUUAGAGUUUACAGGAAACUAUUCAUUUGCUCUAAUUAAUUAUGAACGUGGUUUAUCAGAAAUUAAUAAGAAUACAAUUAAUGAAGUACAAUACCGCAAUCAUUAUGCACAAUGUAUGGCUGGUAUAGCUAGAACAUCAAUAAGAUGUGGUGAUAGCCGUAGAGGUGUAGCUAUUGCUAUGGAUAAUGAAAGUUCAAGGUCAUUAAAAAAAGAUUGUGCUGAAAUUCUAGAGAAUAUGAAACAAUUCAAUGAUGCUGCUAUUCUCUAUGAAAAAGCUGAAUAUUUUGACAAAGCUGCUUCUGCUUACAUAAGACUAAAAAAUUGGGUAAAAGUUGGACAACUAUUACCGCACAUUUCAUCUCCAAAAAUAAAUAUUCAAUUUGCAAAAGCUAAAGAAAAUGAAGGACAUUAUGAUGAAGCUGCAAAAGCAUAUGAAGCUGCUAAAGAUUAUGAUAAUAUUAUUAGAAUUAAUUUGGAGUAUUUAAAUAAUCCAGCUCGAAGUGUUGAAAUAGUCCAACAAACAAGAAGUAUUGAAGGUGCAAAAAUGGUCGCUCGAUAUUUCCAAAAGAUGAAUGAUUAUAAUUCAGCUAUUAAGUUUUUAAUAUUAUCAAAUUGUCAUGAUGAAGCCUUUCAACUAGCUAAUCAACAUGGAAAAAUGGAAUUAUAUGGAGAAAUAUUAACAAAUAAUCUAGAUGAUACUAACGUAAGAUUAGAAGAUUUUAGGAGUCUUGCCAUACACUUUGAAUCACAAAAAAAUAGUUUAUUGGCUGGUAAAUUUUAUUAUUAUGCCAAGGAGUAUCAUAAAGCUCUAAAACAUUUAAUAAAGGCAGCACAACUCACUACUGAUGAUGAUGCUGCACUUUCAUUAGCAAUUGAAACAGUAGCAUCAUCUAAAGAUGAUAAGUUGAUCAAUCAACUGAUUGAUUUUCUUCUUGGUGGUGAUGGCCUACCAAAAGAUCCGAAAUACUUAUUCCGAUUGUAUAUGGCUACAAAGAAAUAUAAGGAAGCUGCAAAAACAGCAAUAAUUAUCGCUAAUGAAGAACAAAUAAAUGGCAACUAUCGAAACGCACAUGAUGUUUUAUUUGGAAUGUAUGUUGAAUUAAAACGUAAUUCUAUCACAAUUCCUUUAGAAAUGACUGAAAAUUUACGACUAUUACAUUCUUAUAUCUUAGUACGACUACAUGUAAAGAAAAAUGAUCAUUUGAAAGGUGCAAGACUCCUCAUACGAGUUGCUAAUAAUAUUUCAAAGUUUCCUUCACAUAUUGUACCAAUUUUAACAUCAACUGUUAUUGAAUGUCAUCGAGCUGGAUUAAAGAAUGCUGCAUUCAAUUAUGCUGCAAUGCUUAUGCGUCCUGAAUAUCGGUCUCAAGUGGACGCUAAAUAUAGCAAAAAAAUAGAAGCCAUUGUCAGAAAACCACCGAGAACGAAAGAUCAUGAAGCUGAAGAUGAACCAUUGUCACCUUGUCCUUAUUGUAAAAAUCGCAUUCCAGAAACGGCUAUAACCUGUGAUAAAUGUAAAAAUACCAUUCCAUUUUGUAUAGCAACGGGUCGUCAUAUAGACGAGAAUGAUUUUACUGCGUGUCCUCAAUGUGAUUUUCCAGCUAUAAAGAGUGAAUAUUUAAGAAUAAUAGAAACUGAAGAAGUAUGUCCUAUGUGCAGUGAAAGAAUAGAUAUAAAAACAGUACCUCUCAAUCUCAAUAUCCGUCCAUAUCUCGAUCUUCAUGAUGAAAAAACUCGAGAUAUAUAAAGUAUUUUAAUGUUAUUAUAAUAAGUAAGACAACGAAACCGUCCUUAACAUAAUCAAAAAUUACUUAUAUUAUAUAUUUAAAGCAUGUU
Messenger RNA from Chelonus insularis, 4419 nucleotides. It is a transcript of the gene Oseg6, whose product is annotated as intraflagellar transport protein Oseg6. The record is from RefSeq and is a predicted model, not a curated record. Gene Ontology annotation, molecular function: protein binding. Gene Ontology annotation, biological process: cilium assembly; intraciliary retrograde transport. Bases 209 to 4330 code for a protein of 1373 amino acids. Gene Ontology annotation, cellular component: cilium; intraciliary transport particle A. Lineage: Eukaryota; Metazoa; Arthropoda; Insecta; Hymenoptera; Braconidae. The transcript has 5 exons.